Messenger RNA from Durio zibethinus, 626 nucleotides. The record is from RefSeq and is a predicted model, not a curated record. NCBI's taxonomy places the organism in Eukaryota, Viridiplantae, Streptophyta, Magnoliopsida, Malvales, Malvaceae.
GUCAGUUAGCAGUUUGAGAGCUGCUUUAGUUGAUGGCCCAGUUUGUGCAUGUGCAACACAAAAUGCUUUAUGCUCUAUUGUGCCUAAUACAAAUCUGGAAGAUUGCACGUAUGGUACCUUAGCUUGUCCAGUGCUAUGCUCUGCUUUGAAAGUAGCUUUUUCCCUUUCUUUCAUGAGAAUUCUUGCUAUUAUCUAGUCAGCUUCCUGCAUCACAUAGCGUACAUGAUAUUUCUUUAUCAAUCUGUGCCAAUGGUUAUUGACCCUAAUUAUUCGAAAAAGCUAUAGAAGUGAAAAAUUAUCUUCUUAACAGAAAUGCUUUCUUUGUUAGAUAUGCCAUUGGCGGUUUUGAUGGUACUAAAAUGGUUCCAAGUGUUGAAAUAUUUGAUCCACGACUUGGAUCAUGGAUGAGUGGGGACCCAAUCAACCAGCCAAGGGGAUAUGCAGCUGCUGCCGUUGUAAAAGGAUCUAUAUAUGUUAUCGGAGGUCUGAGAGCUGGUGAAGACAUUCUAGACUCGGUGGAGUGUUUCAGGGAGGGGGAGGGUUGGCAAGUGAAAACCACCAAGGCUGUUGGCAAAAGGUGCUUCUUAUCGGCGAUUGUUUUUAAAUCAUGAACAUUAGAAUGGUUU